Molecule: messenger RNA, 1158 nt
Organism: Penicillium macrosclerotiorum
Lineage: Eukaryota; Fungi; Ascomycota; Eurotiomycetes; Eurotiales; Aspergillaceae
Product: NAD(P)/FAD-dependent oxidoreductase
Exons: 1
Coding region: 1-1158 (385 amino acids)
Cellular component (GO): cytoplasm
Molecular function (GO): flavin adenine dinucleotide binding; electron-transferring-flavoprotein dehydrogenase activity
Source: RefSeq, a predicted model, not a curated record
AUGGCUCCUACCAACGUUGUAGUUAUCGGUGCUGCAUCCGCUGGCGUGGGCGUUGCCCAUUCCUUGCUUCAAGGAACUGCCGAUGUCAAGGUUGUGCUCAUCAACCCUUCUCCCAAAUUUUAUUGGAACAUCGCCGCGCCACGGAUCCUUGCGAAGCCAACGGCAUUCAAGGCCGAUCAGUACCUCAUCCCCAUCAAGGAUAAUUUCGCUCAGUACUCUACCGAGAAGUUCGAAUUCAUCGCCGGGAAUGCGACGGGCAUUGAUGUUGCCGCCAAAACAGUGUCUGUUGCCGUCAAUGGCAGCGGAAAUCCCCAGUCUCUGUCAUACGAUUAUCUUGUGAUCGCUUCUGGAAGUACCACCGCUUCCACAACUGGCGAUAUCACUGGUAUCUCGAUUCCAUUCAAGCCCUCGAACCGUGACGAUAUGCAAGAGGUCGUGGAGGCCGCCCAGCAAAAAAUUGCCAGUGCAAAGCAGAUUGUCAUCGGUGGGGCGGGCCCUGUUGGAGUGGAGCUCGCGGGUGAGCUCGCCGAAGCGAUGCAGGAGAGCGGCAGCAAAGCAACCAUCACCUUGGUCUCUGCGACGGAUCGCGUCCUCUCAACGCUCAAACCCUCCGGUAGCGCGGCAGGAGAGAAACAGUUGAGGCAGAAGGGUAUCGAAAUCAUCGCCUCCACCAAGAUUAUCGGGGCCGAGGCCGAUGGGGCCAACGCCUGGACCGUGUCAUUGGACAAUGGUACGCAACUCUCGGCUGACCUGUACAUCCCGACCACGGGUGCCAUUCCGAACAACAGCUUCAUCCCUGCAGAUUUCUUGGAUCAGGACGGCUGGGUCAAGGUCGAUAAAGAGCUGCGGGUUGAGGCCGAACAACCCUUACCGAUCUACGCCGCUGGGGAUAUCAACAACAACAGCAUGCGCCUCUCUUUCAAGGCCAAUGAACAGGCCAAGGUAGUGGCCGCCAAUAUCACAGCAGACAUUCUAGGCUCGGGGGAGCGAACGUCUUAUGAUCAAGGCCAGAGUGUUAUGAUGGUUGUGCCUGUGGGCUCGAGCGGUGGUACCGGACAAUUGUUCGGCAUGACCCCGUUCAGCUUCCUGGUGAAGAUGGUUAAGGGCAGGGAUUACUUUAUUUCCAAGGCCGCGGGGGUUCUGGCUGGCAAGGCCUAA